Terrapene triunguis (Three-toed box turtle) is the source of this 762-nucleotide messenger RNA. RefSeq names its product olfactory receptor 52R1-like. The transcript has a single exon. Gene Ontology annotation, biological process: G protein-coupled receptor signaling pathway. The record is from RefSeq and is a predicted model, not a curated record. The coding region runs from base 1 to 762 and encodes 253 amino acids. NCBI's taxonomy places the organism in Eukaryota, Metazoa, Chordata, Testudines, Emydidae. Gene Ontology annotation, cellular component: membrane. Gene Ontology annotation, molecular function: G protein-coupled receptor activity; olfactory receptor activity.
AUGUACGUCAUAGCCAUCUUGGGGAACUUUUCCAUCCUGUUCACUGUGAAGAUAGAAUCAAGCCUCCAUGAGCCCAUGUACUAUUUCCUCUGCAUGCUGGCUGUCAAUGACCUGGUCGUGUAUACAUCCACCCUGCCCAAAAUGCUGGCAGUCUUCUGGUUCAAUUCCAGGGAGAUAGAUUUCAGUGCUUGCCUCACCCAGAUGUACUUCAUUCUCAUCUUCUCUGUGAUGGAGUCUGGAAUCCUCGUAGCCAUGGCUUUAGAUCGUUACGUGGCCAUCUGCCAUCCCCUGAGACAUUCCACCAUCCUGACAAACCCCCUGGUGGUCAAGAUCGGCCUGGCCGUGGUGCUGCGUGGCGGCAUAAUUAUACUGCCCUUUCCCUUCCUAGUGAAGCAAUUGCCCUAUUGCAGAACCAACGUCAUCCCCCAGCCGUUAUGCGCACACAUAGUUAUGGUGAACCUGGCCUGCACCGACACCCAUGUUAGUAGUUACUACGGCCUCUUUGUGCAAUACUGUGUGAUGGGUCUGGAUGGGAUUUUUAUCGGGGUGUCCUACACCCAGAUCCUCAGGGCCAUCUUCAUCCUCCCCACAAAAGACGCCCGGCUCAAGACUUUGGGGACCUGCAGCUCCCACCUUUUUCUCAUUUCAGCCUUUUACAUCCCAAGUAUCUUCAUCUCCCUCAUGUACAGAUUUGCCCAAAAUAUGCCCCUGCAUUUCCACGUUCUCAUUGCCAAUGUGUACUUCUUGAUGGCCCCAUGCUAA